GGAUGUUUUGCUAAAGGCUAGCUACAAUCGGCUAACUUUGUCCGAUAGUUGGCUUCUUAUUCUAAUCUCCCUGAAAUUGCCAGAUGCAGCUUUGCUCUGUGAAACAUUUUACAUAAAUGCGAAGUAAUUUUAAAACAAAGUGAGACAUGAACGGGAGUACGAAUCCGCUGCUGGACAAAGAGGAGCAUGUUUUGAAGCUCGGAGAAAGCUUUGAGAAGAGGCCAAAAUCUUCCUUUCACACAAUCAGAUAUGACUUCAAGCCGGCUUCUAUCGACACAAGCUGCGAGGGGGAGCUUCAGGUUGGGAAAGGAGACGAAGUUACCAUAACAUUACCUCACAUCCCGGGCUCAACGCCUCCAAUGACGGUAUUCAAAGGAAACAAGCGGCCGUACCAGAAGGACUGUGUGCUCAUCAUCAACCACGACACCGGGGAGUUCGUACUGGAGAAGCUGAGCAGCAGCAUCCAGGUGAAGAAGACCAGGGCGGAGGGCAGCAGUAAGAUCCAGGCCCGGAUCGAGCAGCAGUCUGUUCGGUCCAGCCAGCCCAGCUCUCAGUUCCGGGCCCCCACCAAACCCGGGGCCGGGGUCAAGACCUCCCCGUCCCCGUCGAAGGAUAAUCCCUCCCCAGAGCCUCAGCUCGAUGACAUCAAGAGAGAGCUGCGGGCGGAGGUGGAGGUGAUAGAGCAGAUGAGCAGCAGCGGCAGCAGCAGCUCCUCCGACUCAGCCAGCGCCUCGGGGAGCGGCGACGACAGCAGCAGCAGCGACGGCGAGCACGACGCCCCCCGGCCCCUCAGCCAGACCUCCCCAAACCGCCACCCCGUGGCCAACGGAGGAGCCGACCGGCAGCAGGGCAACAACCAGCUCAUGAACACACUCCGAAACGACCUUCAGCUCAGCGAGUCGGGCAGCGACAGUGACGACGACUGAUCUCUCUGCACCCUCCUCCUCCUCCUCCUCUCUGCCUGGUGACUUGUUCCUUUGCUGUGAUAGCUGACCCCAGCUGUAUAACUUGGUUUGACUGUAUUUCUAUAUUAUUUUAGUAUAUCCUGAAAGCUGGCCAGCUGGAACUGUAAGAGUGUAUUUUUAUUAGAUGUAUAUUUUGUUUUGUAUAGCGAAACUUUAGAAAAAGCAACUUUUACUUGAGAGGUUUGAAAGAUGAUAUAUUAGAGUGCACAUACAUAUUUUCUGUACUUAGAGCAGCUAGUUUUAUCUACUUGUAUCAUCUGUUUUUGUUGGGUUUUGUCUUCAUGGAAAGACAAGGAAGAGAUUGUCUUGAGCUAUCGGCCCUCAUCCUCUCGCCCGGUUCAUCAGAGGAGGCUGUGGAGUUUCUCCGUGUUUAUCGGUUAUUGCAGAAUUGCACAGACACUCUGUGCAGCCUGCACACGAGCAACAAAUCAAAGAACAAAACACAUCCAUGCGUUUAUCUGUCAGUGUGGAGCGCAGACCGGUCGGCUGGACUCUGCGCUUCACGAAUCUCAACUUUAGUUUUUUAGUCAUAGUUUUAAACUGUUUGCUGAUUAUUUUAGAAAUGAAUCUCACCUUCAUUGAUCAGAAUAACUCAAAGCUGAUUAAUGUCAAACUUGAUGAUCUUUAUUAAAGGGUAAGAAUAUUCUGUAUUUUUGUUGAUGUCAACAAAAUCUCACGAAUAGACCAAAACUGACAGUGUCUCUCAAUACUGUCUGACUUCCUGUCUGUAGCUUUGAGGACACGAAUCUAUAAAAAUGGCACACAAAUGAUAAAAAAAAUAUUUUUUUAAGGCUCAUUAAUUCCCUUAAACAGCAGCUUACUGUAGUUUUUAGCAACCAUUACUCAAACAGGAGGAAAUAGUGCAUUUGUUGGGGACUAUUUUCAGCGGCGGAUUAAUCCACAUUUGGUGCUGUAGUGAGCAUUUGGAUGGUGUGUGUGAGACUGAGUCAGCAUAAACUACAGUGUGUGUGUGUUCAUGGUGAUGAAGGUCAUGUCAGCCAGAGCAACAAUGAGGCUCACUGAUGUGUUUUUAGUAGUUUCUGGACAAUAAUGUAGCUCUAUGGCCCAGAGGGAGAGGCUGCGAUACACACACACACACACACACACACACACACACACACACACACACACACACACACACACACACACCACCUGUUAGCAGAUGCAUUCGCUGUUGGUUUUGGCCUUUUCAUGGGAUUUGUUGACAGUAAUAAAAAUAUAGAAUUUUGCUUUAAACAGUUGUCUAAUGACAGAAGAGUUUAUCUGGAUGAGCUUUCAGGUUUCACCAAGUUGCAAACGUGUAAAGCUGCAUGUAGUGAUUUUUCUACCACCAGGGGGCAGAAAAGACUCAAAAACAAACUCACAGAAUGCAGACCUGAAGGCAGACAGGUGAACAUAAGUCUAGUAUUACUUUCCCUUCAGCUCUGGUUUGGGGUCCAGAGAAAAAUAUCCGGCUGCGGCUGUUAAUGAGAGUCGAGAAAACUCAAACGUAGCGUCUGUUAGCAGCUGGAGAAUCAAAAACAACGAGCUGAAAGAGGCUAAAAAUCCCCGUCGAGCUGCAGUGUUGGCUGUUACUGCUGGUGUUACCAAAUAAAACCGGAAGCAGCCAUUUGAGUAUACAGUGGAGGAAGAGUUCUGUAUCUCCAUCAUCAUCAUCAUCACUCUGAAUCAUCACUGACUCACAGUGAAGCAGUUACAGUUGUUUUUUAGUACAGUUCAGUGUUCGAGUUAAUGAGUUAAGUUCAUCAAAGCUAAAAGAGGCACAACAACAAUAAUUACCAGAUUUCAUAUGUGCAUUAAAACACAUCUGAAGCCCAGAUUGUACAAGAUUAAGUCUGGAAAAGGAGGAAAAAAACCUUUUUUUUUCUUCAAAAUGACCACUAAUUGUUUAAAGUUUGUUUUUCAGUCGUGUCGUCGUUUUCGAACAGAGAAUAUCUUAUUUUUGAUCCGACAUUGUCUUGUAACGCUGACAUCAUAGGAGCAUUCCACGCCUUACAGCACGUCAGUUUGGACUCAAAGGUGAAUGUGUGAUUUUGUGAAAAUGCCAAAGAGUUGAGCGGCGCCUCAUCGCGUGCAGAGAGCAGGAACGUUCGCAGUGUGACGCCGCCGUGUCUGUGUGUUCAUUUUGCUUUUAUCUUAGCCUGGUUGUGUCGGUGUUUAUCAUUAUUAACGCAGUCAGAAACACAACGAGAGAGUUUCAUUGCAAAAUGCCAACAUAUGUGUUUGGAAAGUUCAGAAUCGUGAUCAUUUUCAGGGACUGAUAAAAAGAAAUUUUACAAAAUGGUCAAAUUUAAAGGGACGCUACCUUCUAAUUAAUUAGGCAGCUGAUCUGUUGUUAGAUUUGUUUUUAUUUUUUAUGAGGAAGGAGAAAAAGGCGCUAUUUUUCAUUACCGCCACAGGUGUGUUUGUUUAUUUCACCUGCUGUUUGUAGACCUCCUCACACACUCAGAAUGUGAGGCUGCAGCUCAUUUAUUUUUAUUAUCAGCUCAUUUCUUAAUGAACAGAAUAACACUUUGGUCUAAAGAUGCCAGAAUAUAAUAAACAUUUUAACAAGCUCCCAGAGACCAAGCUGACAUUUUCUGACCAACAGUCUAAAACCCAAAGAUAUAAGAAAGCCAGUUAAUACUGACAUAUCAGGAGCAAAUUUGGCAUUUUUGAUUCAGCAGCAACUGAAAGGAUUGAUCAUCAAACUUGCGCUUGAUUGACAUGUCCUCAUCUCUCCCGUUUAAGAUGUUAAGGUGGGAUGUAAUCUCAACAUCCACCUUCACGCUGGGCGGUGGACUAAUCAGCCACAUUGAGUGCAAACACCUGUGUGUGUUUGAAAGGUACAGAGUCAAAUACCUUCAAUCCAAAAGCAUCUGUAAGCAGCAGCCUGCAUCAUUCAGCGGACAUCUGCGCCUUUAAACGCUGUCUGGCCAAAACGAAGUCCCAGUAUAAAAUAUCCCAGCGUUUUCUGGCAUUAACACACGUUUACAUCACUUAGUUUAGAAAACCCAAACAUUCAUGUGGCAUUUUGAAACGAAACCCCCGUCGUUGGUGUUUUAUAUCGCAGCUAAAGGCUCCUUUAGACGAGGUUCGUCUCGGCUUCAUGAGCUCACAGAACAGAACAGAGGUGAUUGUGAGUUGUGUCCCACCACGCAGUACUCAAAACCAUGACAGUUUUAAAUACUCUGCUUCUUAACGUAAAGGAGCAGUUCGCUGUGGGAACUGACCGUCGGCGGCGAGGCCCGUCGGCGGUCGUCCUGCUCCGUUUUAAACUGCACUUGAAGUCAAAGUGGACGUUGAAUUGAGUGAAGCAGGUGGACGCUGAGGUCAGAUUUUCCACUGAACACACUCUGAAUGGACUUUGUUGUAUUUGGUGCUUCAGUUCUCGUGUUUUUAUUUUAGUUUACGUGAAACAUGUUUGUACAAAUUUGAAGUGUAUUAAAAGUGUGCAGAGGUAUUAAACAUG
This is a messenger RNA of Chelmon rostratus (copperband butterflyfish), 4416 nucleotides long. RefSeq names its product ELL associated factor 1 (gene eaf1). The transcript has 6 exons. NCBI's taxonomy places the organism in Eukaryota, Metazoa, Chordata, Actinopteri, Chaetodontiformes, Chaetodontidae. Bases 147 to 926 code for a protein of 259 amino acids. Gene Ontology annotation, cellular component: super elongation complex. Gene Ontology annotation, biological process: regulation of transcription elongation by RNA polymerase II; positive regulation of DNA-templated transcription. The record is from RefSeq and is a predicted model, not a curated record. Gene Ontology annotation, molecular function: transcription elongation factor activity.